Triticum aestivum (bread wheat) is the source of this 966-nucleotide messenger RNA. RefSeq lists its product as uncharacterized. The record is from RefSeq and is a predicted model, not a curated record. Bases 1 to 858 code for a protein of 285 amino acids. The transcript is spliced from 4 exons. NCBI's taxonomy places the organism in Eukaryota, Viridiplantae, Streptophyta, Magnoliopsida, Poales, Poaceae.
AUGGUUCCCUUCGUCCUCGCCCUUGAUCCCACGGUGAUCGCUGCCCCGUCGUCGUUGUCACGGCCACUGGCGUCUCCGUCGCGCGGGAGGGCGUCUAGGAGCUCCACCAAGCUCGACUUAAUCGGUCCCGGGCGUCGCCUCAAGCUGUGGCACUGGGUUGCCGACGCCAUCGUCGUCUUCUUCGUGCUCGGCCGCCACGACCUCGCCGUAGAUCCGUCACUCCGGUCCACUCCGGCCUCGUCGAGCUCGCCUACGACCUCCGCUUGUACGAUUGAAUCAGGGGUGUCACAGGCCCGCCAGAGCGCACAAGAUGCCCGAGCUGAAGCCCAGAGUGCCCUCCAAGAAUUCCAGGCGGCCAAGAAGAUUGCAGUGGGAGGGUUUGCGGAUCUGCCACGCAGCAUAUCAGAUGCUGCGAAGUUCUAUCGAGCCAAAGAAAGGAGCUCUACGGAGAAGAUGGUCUGGUCUCAAUACCUUGGACCAGAACAUCCGGUGCCCUUUAGCGACCAGCUGAAACAGAUGGUCGAGCUACACAAGGCGGCCGAACUGGCCGUGAAACACUUAAUAAUUCGGCUAUGGCAUGCCGAGCCCAUGCCUAGUAGCUACUUCGGACUCGUGAAGCGUCUUGUCAGUGCCUGCCCGCGACUUGCAGUCAUAAAGUGGUCGGUUUGCAUUGAAGGUACGCGGAUGGCUUUUGCCUGCGCUAACAUGCAUUGGGCGAAGAUGGACGCCACGAAGCUGAUGACCGAGGGGCCACCUGAGGGCAAGGAGCACCGCCGACCCGAGCUGUACUAUGAAAGUGUCCUGGAAGGAUCCCCACUUGUGGCGGAGCAAUGUGGCAAGGAUAUCAUUUUCUCAUAAAAGCAUUUAUUUAAUCUUGUCCUGUAAUGUGAAACAAGAUCUUUAUGUGAUAUAAUGCUUGUUGAUUUAAAAUUUUACCUCUUGUGCGGCCGUUUAUGAAAUUUGAGA